Molecule: messenger RNA, 780 nt
Organism: Anisakis simplex (herring worm)
Lineage: Eukaryota; Metazoa; Nematoda; Chromadorea; Rhabditida; Anisakidae
Source: the annotation of a GenBank genome assembly
GACUUGAAAUGUGUUCUAGGUCGUGACCUCGGGCGACUUUUGGACAAUGGGGAUCAUGCGGAUUUUUCGUUGAUAGUUGGUCGACGAACAUUCAGAUGUCAUAAAGCGAUCUUAUCGGCGCGUUCUCCGUUCUUUCAAGCAAUGUUCCGAAAUCAGACCAAUCAAGAGAAUGUCGCUGGAGAGGUAGCUCUAGAAUAUGUCACUCCAGAAGCAGUAUCCGCCAUUCUCGAAUAUAUCUACAAAGAUUACUGCUCUGAACUGGCCAACCAACCAGCCGAUAUUAUGGCUGCAGCUGAUAGGUUUUGUUUGGAUCGUUUGAAACUGCAAUGUCAAGAAGUGCUGGCGCGAGAUAUGACUGCAGGGAAUGUCUGUGAACGUCUUCGUCUUGCGGAUCUCUAUGAUGCACCUAAACUAAGAAGAAAAGCACUUUGUGUAAUUCAGCGAAAUCGUCAAACGGUGCUCGAAAGUAGGGUCAGUUUAUCGACUGCCCUGUUGUCCAAUUGCGAUUUUGCUUGUAAAACUGCACUGUUGCAACUCGAAUGCGGAUUGUUCACGAAACAAGAAUGCAGUAAAUUCAUUGAAGGAAAAUUGAAUGCGAAAAGAAAAAAUUCAGAUAAACAUUCAGUCGAAGUUUUGCUAGAAUGGAAUGAACUAGAAGCUGAAUGUCCUUCAUUGGCCGCAUCUGUUCUGAAACAGUUGAUGACACUGCCCGAGUCACGUCACCUUUCGAACAGUAUGCAUGAUGUCGCAACUCCUGCCAAACGUGCUCGUCUGUGUUGA